Messenger RNA from Topomyia yanbarensis, 474 nucleotides. RefSeq lists its product as uncharacterized. The coding region runs from base 1 to 474 and encodes 157 amino acids. NCBI's taxonomy places the organism in Eukaryota, Metazoa, Arthropoda, Insecta, Diptera, Culicidae. The record is from RefSeq and is a predicted model, not a curated record. The transcript has a single exon.
AUGGACUUUCUGGUUUUGAGGCAGGUAACAAGCGACCAGCCGUCUACUUCUUUACCAUUGGCAGAUUGGAAACCGCCAAACGGCAUGGAGCUAGCCGAUCCGGAAAUCUUCGUCUCUGGUCCGAUCGAUUUGGUGCUUGGGUCUCAAUUCUUCUACGAUUUUCAUCUACUCGAUGGUGGCCGGAUACAAGUUUGCAAACUCGAAGCUCCUUUGCCGAUGUUCGUCAACACGGUAUUUGGUUGGGUAGCUGCGGGCGAGUCGGAGUGGUCUACAACAAAAGCUACUGUUAGUUGUCACGUAGCGAUAGCUGAACCGCUGGAUAAGAUCAUCGAGAAAUUCUGGGCAAUUGAGGAGAUGUCAGAGAAGCCACUUCGAUCACAGGAAGAGAAGGACUGCGAACAACACUUUCAAAGCACGUUCACCCGUGACGAAUCGGGACGCUAUAUAGUACAGUACGACGAUUUCGGCAGCUAG